Messenger RNA from Uranotaenia lowii, 678 nucleotides. RefSeq lists its product as uncharacterized. Bases 56 to 619 code for a protein of 187 amino acids. The record is from RefSeq and is a predicted model, not a curated record. NCBI's taxonomy places the organism in Eukaryota, Metazoa, Arthropoda, Insecta, Diptera, Culicidae. The transcript is spliced from 2 exons.
AGUUAUUUGCAUUCGCGGCGGGAGGUGACAAAAUUUUUUUUUUGCCGUACCAGAAAUGCAUCUUGCAGAUUCGGAUACGGGUGGUAACAUGCGGGAAGCAGACGGAAGAAAUACUGGAGCAGCUAGAGGUUCAAGAAUGAUUUCUCCGGAACAAAAUUCCUCUUCAUCGACUUCUGAAUCGUCAGCUCCGGCCAUCAUCGGAACAACCACAGACUACUCGCCGAACCCAAAGCCACCGCUAGCACUCGAAAAGGAUACGAACAGCACAGCCAGCAGCUACAUUCCAGCAUUCACAGUUACUGUACUCGAGAAUUCCCAGCCCUCUCAGCUGACUUCGAUUUGCCCAUCUGUUGGCCCCGUAGAAUCAACCGUGACUGCAACCGUUCAUCAAGCUUCGCUACCGGCUGCGGCCAUCAUUAUUGGAAGGCAAGUUUCCGGUAGUUCUACCGAAGGCAACAUGCCAUACAGUGGCAACGGGGGAUCCGGUUUCCGUAGCUCCUUUAAUGGACGCGUUCCAUUCGCUCGUAUGCUUUCCAGCAACCCUAGCAGUGAUCGGCGCUCCGGGAAUGCCGGUGCUGAAAUCUAUCCUAUUUCGGCAUCUUCGUCGAUUGCCAGCUAGUGGAUCCAAAAUAAUCCAACUGAAGAAGAAGGUUUUGGUGCAGCUCGCGCUUCGGUGAU